Molecule: messenger RNA, 1178 nt
Organism: Chiloscyllium plagiosum (whitespotted bambooshark)
Lineage: Eukaryota; Metazoa; Chordata; Chondrichthyes; Orectolobiformes; Hemiscylliidae
Source: RefSeq, a predicted model, not a curated record
AACCAGUUGGACUAUGCUACAGGCUACAGAGAAGGGUUUCUAUGGAAACGUGGCCGAGAUAACGGGCAGUUCCUGAACAGGAAGUUUGUCCUGUCGGAGGCUGAUGGGAAUCUGAAAUAUUUCACCAAGCACGAUGCUAAAGAGCCCAAGGCCGUGAUUAAAGUGGACAAUAUCAAUGCAACCUUCCAACCAACCAAGAUUGGGAAUCCCAAUGGCCUUCAGAUCACCUACCUGAAAGACAACAGCACUCGGAAUAUUUUCCUCUACCAUGAAGAGGAAAAGGAGAUUGUAGAUUGGUUCAAUGCGAUACGUGCUGUCCAGUUUCACUACUUACAAGUGGCAUUUCCAGGGACCAGUGACCACGAGCUGAAGCACAAACUGACGAGGAACUUCCUGAAGGAAGGCUACAUGGAGAAAACAGGACCCAAGCAAACCGAAGGUUUCAAGAAGCGAUGGUUUACUCUGGAUCAUCGACGCCUGAUGUACUACAAAGACCCUCUGGAUGCAUUUGCCAAGGGAGAGGUCUUCAUUGGCAGCAGUGAAAACGGGUACCUGGUCAAAGAGGGUCUGUGCCCUGGGGCCCAGAGCAGUCCAGGAUGGCAGUAUGGCAUCACCAUAGUAACACCAGACCGAGACUUCCUGUUCACAUGUGAAACGGAAAGCGAGCAGCAAGAAUGGAUAGCAGCAUUCAACAGCGUGAUUAAUCAACAGAUGUCACCUCAGGAAUAUACAGUGGAAGCCAACUUCAAACACAGACGAUAAAUCCCCAAACAUGCUGACCUCCAACCUUUAACUUCUGACCUCAGCUUUACAGACAGACACAACACAAAGCCAUCGCUAUGGUGCUGGAAGAUUAGAACCUCCCCAUUUUUUACCAGAGAAUCCACUUCUUACCGAUGAGAGUGCGAGGCAUUUCCCCUGGGGCCUUGGCUUCAUGCGCUGCUGGUGGGCCCCUGGGAAUGUUCUAGAACAGAAGCAUGAUGUCACUCGCUCAGCCACAUUGAGGGUUCCUGGCACAGCCAUGGAUGUGAGCUGCAGGGAUUCGGCAAGCCAGCUUGGAGGAAACACAAACAUUCCACUGUCUAUUGGACAGAGAGCUGACAAAUCCACCUUCCUGUUGAGGAGACUGGUGUGCCGAGGGACACUCCAAUAAUCCCAGCACAGUGACACAAAUACUC